Messenger RNA from Cygnus atratus (black swan), 520 nucleotides. Its product is annotated as EMILIN-2-like. NCBI's taxonomy places the organism in Eukaryota, Metazoa, Chordata, Aves, Anseriformes, Anatidae. The transcript is spliced from 2 exons. The coding region runs from base 15 to 275 and encodes 86 amino acids. The record is from RefSeq and is a predicted model, not a curated record.
GCAGCGGCCGGCCCAUGGAGCUGCUGAGCCCCUGCCCCGCGGCGCCCUCGGGCUGGGCGCUGCCGCUGCUGCUCGCCCUGGGCGCCGGGCUCAGCCACGCCACCCCGCACCUGCGGUACUCCCGGCCGGGCUCCCGCAGCAAGAACUGGUGCGCCUACAUAGUGAACAGGAACGUGAGCUGCUCGGUGCUGGACGGGACGGAGAGCUACGGUCCAGGCCCCAGUACAAGUGCGCCUGGAAUGAGUUUCCCUGCCGGCCGACCCCGGUGUAAGUAAGCCGAGGAGGCGACCCUGGGAGGGGAAGCGCUUGGUGGCCCGAAGCCCUCCCAAGCGAGAGCCCCGUGGGCCCCGUGGGAGAGCGGUGGCUGCGCUCCAGGGGCUCGCUGCACCCCAAAACAGGCCGGACGGCGCGUACCGCUCUCUGGUCCCUGGUCCACAGGCACACGCCCCGAACAAAGCGCUCGCUUUUAUUGCAAACAUAAGGCUGCCGGAGCUAAUUAGAGCCAGAUUGAGUACGCUGA